Molecule: messenger RNA, 2683 nt
Organism: Blepharisma stoltei
Lineage: Eukaryota; Ciliophora; Heterotrichea; Heterotrichida; Blepharismidae
Source: the annotation of a GenBank genome assembly
AUGUCUGAAAAAGAGGUUUCGAAUAUACUUGAAGAGCUGAAAACAUCUAACCUCACACUGGAAAAUUUUGAUGACUGGAUCAACAGACUUAAAGAGCGCUAUAAGUCCCACUCAGAUUUCAAGAAAGCAGAGAGCGAUACGUUGUGCAAAGAUUUUUUUCAGAAAUCAAUACAUUUGGCGAAAAGUCUAUUGAAUCUGAACUACGCGCAAGAAGCCUCUAGAAUUCUUGAGGUCAUACAGCCGUUUUAUGAGGACUCAGGAUGUCCUGCUUCCUCAAUUGAGGUUUCUGAUAAUAUAAAUGAAGAAGAGAAAGUAAAAUGAUGGAAUUAUGCUAAUUACCUGAAAAAUCAGUUUGAUAUUGACCCAGAGUUGAUCACAAAACGAGAAAAAUGAAAAAAAAUAUAUGGAACCAGUAAAUCCCUAAUAGAAGAUGCACCUAAAGCACAAAUUGAAUGUAUCUUCACACGACGACUAUUUCAUAAUGACUAUUAUUUUUAUCCUAUUUAUUUUUGGGCCUUUUUUCCACCUAUUUUUUUUUUUUUGGCCUAUUUUUUUGGCCUAAUUUUUUUGGCCUAUUUUUUUUGGUCUAUUUUUUUUGGCCUAUUUUUUUUCACCUUUAGCCUAUUUUUUUUAGCCUAAUUUUUUUUGGCCUUUUUUUUUUAGCCUAUAAUUUGUUCAACUAUUUUUUUUGCAUAGGCUUAUUCAUGAAGCUGCUGAGAGAACUAAAACCUUAUUGAGGAAAGGAGAAAUUUCUUUACGCGAUUAAUAUUGAGUAAAUUAAGUGGAAAACUCCCUAAUUAAAUCUAAAAUUCUCAAAUUUAAAAAGCAAUAAAUUAGUAUUCAUAGAGUAAGAAAUCUGGUCAAAUCGUUUUAAAUACAUUAAAAAUUAUAUUAAAAUAAUUAUUAUGGAAUUAGGCCCAAAUAUAUGUAAAAAAUAGUUAAAAAAUUGCCAAAAAAGAGGCCAAAAAAAUAGGCCAAAAAAAAAUAGUCGUUAUGAAAUAGGCGUCGUGUGAAGUAACCCAAAUUGAAAGCAGACGGGCCAGUGAAAUAAAUAUUUUACCUCCAACUUCUGAUAAAGAACUUACCUUGAAGAUUCCAUCAAAAAGAAAAAUUAUCCCUCUCCCACCCCAAGGCCGCCGAAGGUCUACGGUAAGAAAAGUGCCUCUUAUCUCACCUUUGGGUGAGGAUUUCGGUUUUACUGAUGUAAAUAAUCACAAUCAUGCUCAAGAAUUUUUUAAGGUGGAAAAACAAGCAGAAAAUAUUUUUGUGAGGCCACGCCGACAAAAUUCAGCUGGAAAUUUAAGAAAAUUGCCUGAAUUAAGGGGAAGUCCAAUAAGCAAAAACGCAGGAAUGAUCCACCCUGUACAUAAAAAAUUUAAUUCAGAAGUAUUCAGCCCAAUUCGUGGUUUGCUCUCUCCAGAUGAGCAUAUGGAAUUUUACUCAACCAAUCAUGACUUCAGCAAUGCAGCAGAUUAUGCUGAAUACCAAAGAAUUAAUGAAAUUAUGGGUAUCCAAACUCAAUAUAUUAGCACAAAUCAAAAUAGCGGCUAUUCCCAAGGAAAUCUUACUCUCCCAUUUUUAUAUAAAGAAUUUUUUAAAAAUUUAAUAAAUAAAAAUUAUCAUAUUAAAUAAGGAGAAUUAGUGACAAUACUCCAUAUACCAUAAACCCAGAUGAUGCAAGAUCACCUUGCUCGUCAGGAAUUUCUCGAUCAAGCACUGAUUCAACUAACAAUUCUCAACCGAAAAAAUACGGAGACUUAAGCAGUGCUGCUCUUGCAAUCCAAAGCGUUGCGCGACGCUUGAAAUGCAGUCUUAAUUAUAAAAACAGUCGAGCUUGCAAAAGAUUAUGUCCUCAUUACUUAACUUAUGGCAGGAAAAUAAUCAAUGGCGAGCUAUAUUUUAUAACGAUUACAAAAGAAGAAAAGCAUGAAAUCGCUAUGAAGGAGCUCAGAUGAGUCUAUUAUAACACAAAAUCAAAUGAAAAUAAUGUUUUAUUGCAAGCAGAACCCUUGACCUCAAAUGUUCCUAAGCCUAAAUAUACGUGCUAUACUGUUAAUGAGAUAUGCUGCUUUCUUGGUGUUAGCAGCCUUGAUAAUUUAGAUGAAAAUGCAGCAAGGCAGUUGAUGGAAGCUGUGAAGAUUGAAGAUGGAACAGUCAUCAUUAACCAAGAACUGCCAGCAAAAGAACCGAAAAAGAGACUUAUAUUUAGAGGAAAAUCCAAAUUGAGGACUGAAGAAACGUAUUUUAUUCGAGCUUAUAUAAUUGAAUAUGAAGAGAACUUAGAAAAAAUCCUGCUUACUCCACUAUAUUUAAUAAAGAGCAUAAGUAAAGUUAAACAGAUGUCUGAUUCAUAAUAUCAGAAUCAUUUUAUUGAAUGCUGCUCAAAAUUUUAUUGUUAGUAUUCCUUAUUAAAAAGAUUUAAAUGAAAAAAAAAUUGUUUAGGAUAUCCCAAAAAAAUUAGAGUUAUAUCUCAAUCAAUAAUGUAAAAUACUUCAUUAUAUUUUGGUGAGCUAGUGCACAAUCACCAAACAAUAAGAAAGAAAUUUUAUUGGAGCCAAGAUACCUUAUGGAAGGCUUUAAAUUCAAAACAAAAGAUAUUUUGAUAAGUUCGAUAUCCAAAAUUAUCGAAUUUUUGUGAAUAGACGAAGGGAUGAUCAAGAUUGAUCUUCCUGGCAAACAAUAG